AUGGUGGGUUGGCCAUCCGGUGGCAUCUUAAAUGUGUAUCACGUAAUCCUUAACCAUUAUAAAAGUGCAAAAUUUGCUACUAUUCCUUAUGAAUAGUAUUUUUUGGUAUUAUGACAUAGCUGCCCUUAAUUUUAAGGAAUUGCCAACUUUUCCCUUGUUUAGGCACUUGGAUUUUGCCAUCUGAAUUGGAAAGGCCAGCUGUUCUUAGUGGCUUUUGUUGCAGUGACAGCUGGGGAUUCGGGUGCUUCUCGUGAAUUUGGUUUGGCCUUGGCUGGGGUAUUUUGUGUUGCUGUGGUUUUGGCACGCUCUGGGUUGGAUGAUGAGGUGUGGAAGAAAGAUGCUUUCGUUUGGGUGCUUGCCUAAGAAUGGGUGUUUUGCUGGUAGCAUUGUUCGUGCCGGUGCUGUUGGAGUUUUCCCUGUUGUGGUGUUGUUAGAAAAUCUGUUAAGGUUAUGGCUAGACGUUUAAACAAAGUCUUUGUCCCUUUUCAGCCUCUUUUGGAAAAGGUUGUUGCUUGGCUGCAUUUUCCAUCUCCAGUGUAUGGAUUCAUAGAUGCCGAUAAGAACAAUGUCUUUGUACGGGUUAAUAGGCCAAACUCCCGUGCACGGUUCAUCUUCUAUGGUGGAGAUGCCAGUUCAGUUGAAGAAUCUCGUGAGAGAGCGGCUCAUAAGGCUGUGAAGAGAUUGAUAUGUCGGUUUAGUGUUUGGGUGUCUGAUUUCACAUAUGAGCGCAUUAAGAUGUAUCGUUUGUGUGUCAAGUUGUAUAAGAAUCGAUGCGCUGAAUUAGUGCAGGACAGAGAAGACUUGACUCGCUUUUCGGUCAGAGUGCAGCACAAGAGAGGGUGUGGCAUUUAAUGAUGCUCAUGUCUCGGUUGAUUUUGCAGCGUUUUUGGGGGUUUUAGUGAGAAAGACCGGUGUUACUGUGACUGCCAUUGAGACUACUAAGUUAGAAGGUCAUGGUUAUAUGUCUUGGCUAAUGGUUACCUGCCCUCCUAAUAAUAUUCCCAUGGAGUGCAUUUUUAGUGACCCUUGCCCUGAAACAACCAUUGCUGAGCAAAGAGUUGCAAAGAAAGCAUGCUUCUUCAUAGCUUCUGUGUUUAACCUAGAGAUAGUAGAUGCUAACUAUGGUGCAGCUGUGAAGAUCAGUGAAGAGUGUUUCUUAGUGAGGGAAGUAUUUGCUUUUGAAAGGUCAUAUUGAGUGCUUGGAAAGAAGUCCUAGCCAACCUGAACCUGCUAAUUGUUUGGUGAACGCUGAAUGUAUCACACCAACUGCUGAAGCAAACCAGAUUCCAGCUCUAGCUCUUCCACCGACUCUUUCAAAUAAGCGCAAGACUGCUUUGAAUGAUCUGUCUAAGAGUGGUGUGGAGGUGCAGACUUCUGAACGUCUUGUUACUCUUAUUUUAAUCAUUUGGUUUUGUCUGAAAAAGUUUAAUUUCAGGAUUUUGCAAUCUUCACUGGAAUUCCAAUAUAGUCUGUUCUGUUCCUUUGAAUUAUAGAUUAGACUAUACUAAAAUUCUUGGAUUAUUUGUGUGUUUCAAGAAAUUAUCGUUAAUAUUAUGGUGAGCUUACUUUAGGAUUAACUGCUUCACUAUCAAAGUAUCAAGUUGACCAAAUUGUUAGCCUUUAACAGCUUUUGUUCUUGGUGGUUGAGUAUUGUGUGUGUUUACUCAAAAUUACUGUAUUCUUACUGUUACAGAAAAUAUGUUUUGCAGAGCGGUGUUGUCUUUGAGAAGUGUCUACAGCCCUAUGAUUCACAUAUUCCCUUCCUUAGCAACUUGAAGUGAAGUUCAAAUUUCUAGAAUUAAGAAAAAUUCCAUGUCUUGCUGCUAUAUCUGUGGCUACUCUUCUCUAUACAUUGCUAUCCAUAUACAUGCUGCAAUUAUGUAGAAUAGUCUUGCUUGACCUCUUUUGCUCAUUCCUAUGUUAUAUGAUUUGAUUUGAUUUGAUUGGCUUAGUCGGUUAGUCCUCUUUAUAUGUUGCGAGCUGAUGGAUGGUAGGUCUCAACUCUCAAGAAUUGGGAGUUAACAAAAUCUUUAUUUUUGUUUUGGGUAAGCAUGUUGAGACUUCUGCUGCUGCUGCUGCUGUUAAAUGCAGACCUGAAAAAGUUGUAACAGAAAAAUCAGUUACUCCAACUGUAAAGUCUAAUGUGGCAAGUCCGAGGUGUUCGGUUUCACAUAAUCAUAAUAAGAGUAGGAGACUUUCUGAUGCUGCAAGAAUCUCCACAACAUCAUCUUCCUCCUCUUCUGCUAACAGAAUUCAGGAACGACAGUCGUCAGGUGAUCAAAGCGAGGCUGGAACUCCACGAGCUCCUUCAGGGAACAUACUGCAGUUGCCACAAAUCAAUAGCCUGAAACAGAAGUGUGUUACUCCUAACAGUAACACCAUUGUCAAUAAGACUUUGGAAAUUAAUAAUGUUACCAUGGGAUAUAUACUAAGGAGAAACAGUACUGAUGAACCGCGAUUUCAGAGUUCACUCAGUAAAUUGGAUCCUGAGGAGUUAAAAUCCUUGGGAAAUGACAAGUACAAGCAGGGUAAAUAUGAAGAAGCUUUGGUGUUGUAUGAUCAGGCUAUAGCUAUUUUAUACAUAAGCAUCACAGAUUUCUAAGACUGAACUAAUGGAGUUCUCUUAUUUGGCGUGGGCUGCGUAGCGUGGGAGAAAUCUGAAAAACUUUGAAAAUUCACAUGUGAGCUCGGUUUUCCUUGCCUUUGGGUUUAUGAAGAUGGUUCAUGAUUAUGAGGAGUAUGCUGUGAGGAUCGCAGAACCAAUCCAAUGGACCAUUUGGGUAAUAUUUUGGUGGCAGCGGUACAUGCUGAAGCUGCGAGGUGGACUGCUAUUGUGGCAGAAACGACUGCUUGCUGGUUUGGUGUACAAAUCGCACUGAGGAUGGGCUACUCAAAGGUUCAUAUGGAAUGUGAUGCUACCAAUGUGGUUCAAGGUAUGAAGACAAAUGUCGUGGGACUAUCCCCUUUUCACCAGUUUAUUGAUGCAAUUAGCAUAACCUCAAAAGUAACAAGUGCAUUUUAUUUCACUUGGGUGAUAGAGGCUUCGGAUGUAGCAUGUUCUGUGCAGCAGGUCAAUAGUUACUUUCGAGUUUGAGGCUGUCGAUGACAGUGGAAUGAUGUCAUUUACAACCUUUAGUGAUGAUACAGAAAAGCUUUUCCGUAUGACAGCAUCUGAAAUCUGGAACAUGAAAACCACUGGGAAUUUGGAAACAUUCAAGGCUGUACAAGAAACACUAUCGACAAAGCCUUUCUUCAUUCAGGUAACUCCGACUCUGGAGUUAGCGAGGAAUAGUGUUCUGUUAUGGACUUUGAAAGCCAUUGAGGUAGAAGAUGCACAGCCAGAGACUCAAGUCCUAGGUUCAUCAUCUGCUAAUCUUAACAAGGAUCAGACUCCCUUUACACCUGAUAAGGCACACAGGACAGACCAGGCAUUCAUGAGUGAGGCUGCGGCUCAUAGCAAGAAAGACUUCAACAUCUCACCAAGCACAACUAAGGCUCAUGGAAAAGCAAUUGCUGCUUCUAGACUAGAUAGCAAUGCUAAUUAUAGUCAGGACAAUACAGAAACAAGCGAUGAGGUUCUUGCUGAAAUAGCCCAGCUUCAUGAAUUCAGGCUAGCUUCUGAAGCAUUUGACACAGAUUGCUUUGAUAUUUCAAUUCAGCAACCAAAUAAAGGACUUACAAUUUCAGAGCCACCAACUUCAGUCACUGAACUUCCUACAUGGAACAAGCUUACUCGCACACGAAGCAGUGUCAAGAAUAAGGAGCCAAUGUCUGCUGAUGAGAUGCAGGAUUCAGAUGAUGAAGAUCAUGUUCCUAGGAAGAAGCUCCGAACAGCACUGUUCAAGGAAGCUGCUGAGAAAGAAAUUUCUGAAAACAAAGGGUAAUCUGAAAGCAUCCUCAAAAAUUUAUGAAUGAAACCAGCUAAAAAUAUAUAGAUACUAAGCAGCGUUUGCUAAAAGAAUAUUAGUACUAAUGAAUCUCUAUUAUAAGGUAGUUUGCUAAGUUUGAAAAGCUUUUGGAUGUUUAGAAGGAACAUUUUGGGCAUCGUAUGUUCCCUAUAAACAUCAGAUAUGUAUAUAGAGUACUGAAACUAUGUAAUAAGGACUGGCCUGUAGUAACGAUAGUGUCUUAGACACCCUAUUAAGUAGAACUUGACAAUCAAUGUUUUAGCUAAUACACAUUUGCCAAGUCAAUUAGAAGUCUUUGGAAACUAAAGUACAAAGCACAUGAUUAUAUAA
Molecule: messenger RNA, 4238 nt
Organism: Chenopodium quinoa (quinoa)
Lineage: Eukaryota; Viridiplantae; Streptophyta; Magnoliopsida; Caryophyllales; Amaranthaceae
Exons: 8
Coding region: 3114-3884 (256 amino acids)
Source: RefSeq, a predicted model, not a curated record